Molecule: messenger RNA, 6519 nt
Organism: Linepithema humile (Argentine ant)
Lineage: Eukaryota; Metazoa; Arthropoda; Insecta; Hymenoptera; Formicidae
Gene: if
Product: inflated
Biological process (GO): cell-matrix adhesion; integrin-mediated signaling pathway; cell adhesion mediated by integrin
Cellular component (GO): external side of plasma membrane; integrin complex
Molecular function (GO): integrin binding
Source: RefSeq, a predicted model, not a curated record
AGUCUCGCUCCGGCCGUCGAGAGUCGCACGCGAGUGAGUGAAGACUACCCGAAAGAACCGAGCUUCACUCAGUCUGUCUGCGGGCGUCCGUCAAGCAGACAUCUUCGGCUCUCUUGCCCUCUCCGACCCCAUCGUCGUCCUCCCUCUCGUGUCUCGAGGGCAUCGCGGAAGACACAUGUCGUCGGCUGGUGCAGCUGCUACCGACUUAACCCGCGUCCGUGCGCAUUGACGUUAACAUACAGAUCUAGCGAUCGUUAAGCCAGUGUAGUACAUCUUCGCGUCGUGUGUGCGAUCCACGGUUUUUCACGAUCCGCGUAAAUCAUAUAUGAGAGUGACUCGAAAAACACGGUGACGAAGUGUUUAGCAGUGCAAUCCGGUGAUAUGAAUCCGGCGGACAAGAUGCAGUUGACGAGGCUACUCUGGAGCUUCAUCGGGCUUGUUGUCAUCGGUUCUCCACCCCGGCAUGUCGUCGACGGUUUCAACGUCGAAACAAAACACUACGCGGUGUACCGCAUGGAGGAGAGGUCCAUGUUCGGCUUCUCUGUGUCGACGUAUCGUGACAAGUUCGCCCGCGGAUGGGCGAUCGUGGGUGCUCCGGAAGCCGAAACUUCGCAAAACAGUGUUUACCGAGGAGGUGCAGUCUAUAAAUGCGAUAUCGCGGCUGACGAUAGAUGCAACUUAAUCCACUUCGACGAUAAAGGACACAAUCACGUCAGAAACCCAAGUGUGGUCAGUGGCUUGAGUCAAAUCGACAACAAGACGUUGCAGUGGUUUGGCGCCACGGUUUCAGCCUCUAGCAAGGACGGAGGCCCGAUUCUGGCAUGUGCGCCCAGGUACAUCUGGUUCUCCGUGUCGCAGCCCAAAUACGAUCCCGAUGACACCCGAUGGAGCAAGGAAUCCACGGUGGGCAACAGAAGAGAGCCGGUGGGCACGUGCUGGGUCGUCGCUAAUAAUUUCAAUCAAUCUCAGGAAUUUUCCCCUUGUCGCACGAGGUACUGGGGCUACCACAGGCAGGGUUCUUGCCAGGCUGGUUUAGGAGCCGCGAUGUCUAAGAAUGGCGAGAGACUCUUUAUAGGAGCGCCAGGCAGUUACUACUGGCAAGGUCAGGUAUACUCGGUCGCCACCGCCAUGAAGUUGAAGUUCGUGGCGACGAUGUUAGUCACCGAAGCGGAAGCAUCAGGACAAGCAUUCUCGCAGCCCUUGAACAGUCGAUCGAAAAUAAUGUUCACGAAAGAGGGUCCCGCGAAGGAGGACGACAGCUAUAUGGGUUAUUCCGUUGCGACGGGAGAUUUUAUUGGGAACGGCGAUAGCGGUACAGCGAUCGGAGUUCCGCGCGGUUCCGAUCUUCUGGGAAAGGUCAUACUUUUUACGUCCAACAUGACGAAUCCUCGAAAUGUCACCGGCGAACAGAUGGGCGCUUACUUUGGUUACGCCGUGGCUUCUGGCGAUAUAGACGGAGAUGGGUUGGAUGACCUGAUAGUCGGUGCACCCAUGUACACCGUCCCAGAUAACCCGGAAAUGACCAUCGAGACUGGAAGGAUCUACGUUAUCUAUCAGGGCAACAGUGCGGAGAAGUUUCGCAAGUUCGAUACGAGAGACGGCGGGAGCAAUCGCGGACGUUUCGGCUUGUCGCUGGCCUCUCUCGGGGACAUCGACCGUGACGGUUACGGUGACUUCGUCGUCGGCGCGCCCUACGCUGGUCCAAACGGUCGCGGUGCCGUCUACAUCUAUCACGGCUCGCGGACCGGCGUACUGGAGAAGUACUCCCAGGUGAUCCAUGCGGAGGAUCUGGACAAUCCGGUGCAGACCUUCGGAUUUUCUGUGGCUGGCGGGCUCGACCUCGACGGCAACGUCUAUCCGGAUCUGGUGGUCGGCGCGUACGAGUCGGGAGCAGCAAUGUUCUUCAGAUCGCGGCCCGUCAUUAAAAUGGAUUCCUUUGUGACCUUCGACUCUGAAUCGAAGCUGAUCUCUUUGGACAAUAGAAACUGCACGCUCUCGGAUCACACCAGGGUCACGUGUCUUUCGCUCAAGGCAUGCUUCAGGUACUCGGGAGAGGGUGUUCUUAUGAGGCACAAUUUCAAUAUACAGUAUGUGCUCGACGUGAAGAAGACGAAGAAUCCGAGAUUAUUCUUCCUGGAAUCGGAAAGCAAAAGUACGAUGAAUCAUACGAUCACGGUCGAACGCGACCGUCAAUUCUGUCGCACGGUCCAAGUCUAUGUGACUCCCAAUAUCCGCGACAAGUUAACAUCGUUGGACGCCGAGAUGCGCAUGAGUCUGGAAGGAGAACGAAGCCCGGAUAAUCGCCGUCGUGAUCCGAGGAUACCGCUGAGGCCAGUUCUCGGCGUGACGACCUCCAGGAAGGACACUCUCUCUAUCAGGAAGAACUGCGGUCCCGACAACAUCUGCAUACCCGACUUGCAGCUCACCGUCAAUUCCAACGUCGGCAGAUACUUACUGGGAUCCGGCAAGAGAUUGGAGCUCGAAGUGCUGGUUCAGAACGCGGGCGAGGACGCGUUCGAGGCGACGUACAAUCUGCAGCUGCCGACCGGCAUCGACUAUAUCAAGAUCGAGCGCAGCGAAACCAUCCCUUUCCCGGGGAUCCCCGUUCAGUGUUCCGCGCCUAAACAGUCCAACAACAAUACUUUACGCUGUGAUAUCGGAAAUCCACUGCCUAAGAAUGAAUUGGUAAAGUUCAAGGUGUUGCUUCAGCCUGUGACGUCUCACGGGAUGAAACCCAUCUACGAGUUUGAUAUGAAUGUCAACACAACGAAUCCCGAAGACGACGCAACCACCCGUGACAACAACCACCAUUUGUCCUUACCGAUCUGGAUAGAGACUGAUUUGCGCGUCGACGGCGAGAGCAAGCCCAAGGAUCUGUACUACAAUCCUGACAAUUACACUGCCGUGAAUGUUACGACGGAGCUCGAAUUCGGGCCUGCGGUGACGCAUAAUUAUACGAUUCGCAAUCAAGGCCCGUCGGACAUCAUCGAGGCCGAGGCGUUCCUCGUGUGGCCCGCGCAGACUUUAUCUGGAAAAGAACUGCUGUACCUACUGGAACAACCGGAGACUGCGGGACUGAUUGCUUGCGAACCUGCCAACGCGAAUUACCUUAGUUUGAAGCUGGAUCAGCGCAGAAGAGUGCAUUUAAAUUACGCCGACUUCUCUGGCGUGAUCCUAGACGAGUCGCAAUCAGGCGGAACGAUCAACAUUCAGAGAGGUUUCGAGGUAGACCGCAACAAAGCGAACCAGAAAGAAGAAGCCGAAAUCAACAGUGGCGACAGCUCGAAUAUUCAAAAAUCACGGCAUUCCUCCUCGUCGUCCUCCUCCUCUUCUUCUUCGAGCACGGUCACCGAAACAAAAAGGAUUCAAUUGAAUCCGACAGGGGAAAAGCCCGAAGUGCUCACUACAACAUAUACACAGAAUUCUUCCGGAACUAACUCGAUAGGUGCUGCUGAUUUAUCCAGCAAUCGCGGCGCCGUUUUCCACGCGGAAUCCGGCGGUAGUUACGGUUCCACUUUGGGUGGAGGAUUCCGCGAGAGCGAAGAGGAAUCCUUCGGCUCGAGGCUAUCCGAUCUUGAAAAGCCCUACGGAGCUCAUGUGAAUCGUUCUUCCGCCAGGAUAGAAAAUCGCUGGGACGAGAGCAGUGAAGUGCACGGUGGUCGUACAACCUUAUCUUCGGGAAGAACCCACUCGAUCCUGACCGAGAGCGAGAGGCGGUAUCAGGAACUGUUGCGGCAGCAGGAAGAGGCCCGUUUACGCCAAGAGCAAGAAGCUCGCCAAAGGAAAGAGCAAGAGCAAGAAGAGGCGCGUCUAAUACAGCGUCAUCGGGAAGAGCAGGAACGUAUCUUGGUUUUGCAACGUCGUCGUGAAGAGGAGGAGCGACGUCGGCAGGAGGAGGAACGACGCCGGCAGGAAGAGGAAAAACGCCGAGAGGAGGACGAACAACGUCGAUACGAAGCGGAACGACAAAGGGAGGUGGAAGAACAACGAAGACAGCAAAAGGAACAACGGCUGCAGGAAGAGAGGGAACAUCGGUACAACUACGAUGAGGAAAAACGCUAUGGCACAAUCUCGGGUGGCCAACACCGAACUACGGAAAGUGAUUUCAUCACCGGCGAUCGCGAAGAAACAGUUGGAGGAGGGGAAUUUGGUUUUCGAACGUUGCACAAUGUCAGUUCCACGCAAGAACUCGAGCGACUCUUCGGCACCUUGUCGAAAGACAGGGCUAGUUAUCAGGUGUUCACCAGGCAAGGACAGCAGUAUGUGCAAUUCAAAGCUAGAUUCAGGACGUCCGCUGAUAGGAAGGAGUAUAUAGAGUUCCAAGACGGCUCUAUGUUCUCUCUUCAGGAUCGUUAUGGCGGGCAGAGCUAUGUCUCGGAAUCCAUAGAGCCUCGCGACAGUCGAUUUCUCAGGAUGGAAGGUCGGCUGCUUAUCACCCCGGACGGUAAAAGAUAUAUCGUGCUGAAAGACGGUCGAAGAUUCCCUCUUCAGGGCUCCUUCACGUACACUGAAGAGAGAACGUACACCCUGCGCGGUCCACAGGAUGAUUAUCAAGGUGGCAGUACCGAUAAUCAAGGUCAAAGGACUUACGGCCAAUCUUGGCGUGAAGAGUCAUCCAGUCAUGGUGCAACUUCGGACGGAGGUUACGAAAGCAAGUACAAUACGCGCACACACGAGGAGAAACGAACGGAGGAGAGAACAAGCAAUACCAGAGUCUACGGAAGAGAUCGGUAUAACGAUGAUUUCCACACCGAAAAAUCAGAUCCUAAUCUUCUGAGCUCGAGAUAUAGACGCGAGAGCGACAUGGUCGAUGUUGAAGAGUUCAAGAAGUUCGAGCGGCUCCACAGACAUCGACGAGACCUCGAAACGGAGGACUUUCUGUCGAGUAAACCUACGUUCCAAAGCGACGAUUAUUAUGAGAACGACCCCGAAUCGCUGGAACCGAUUCAACCUUGCGAUGGCACGAAGUGCGUGAUGUUGCGAUGCGUGCUGGGUCCGUUGAAGAAAGAUCAGGAGGUCUGGAUCGGCGCGAGGUAUCGCGUGAACGCCAAGACCCUGAAAGAAGUUGCGUUCGAGGAGAAGGUGAAGGUGUCGACGAAGCUGGUGGCGCGCGUCACGAAGCAACCGUUCAUCGGUACACCCACGCAACAAGUCAUCAGGAGCGAUGAAGUUAUCACGAAUAUCGAACCCAGCGUAUCACCUUCCACCCCGGACAUCAUUCCAGUAUGGGUGGUGGUUCUGUCGGCCUGCGCGGGAAUGAUAAUCCUGUUGCUGCUCGUCUACUUGCUUCACAAGUGCGGAUUCUUCAAGAGGAACAGACCUUCCGACGCCCCAGAGAGGCAACCGUUGAACCGAAACGGCCACUUCCAGCAAGGCGAGGAACACUGAAUGGCCUUUUCUUCCGCCUUUGUUUUGUCGAAGCUUUCGACACUCCGGCUAUACCGGAUCGAAUUGUAGGCGAGUCGAAAACCUCGGCUACAUGGUCGAACCACGAAAAGUGCCUUGGUCUUCGGAUAAUCAAGUGAGCGCACAUUGCGUGGAUUCAUUCGGUGUAGUCUGCGGACGCGGCUUUGAUUUCUCCCGAACAUCUCGAUAGCAUAUCUCAUUAGUGCCUUAAUCCGCGUUCAGGCAAGACGAGUGCUGAGGUGCGUUGAAACGUCGAUUCUGAAUGACUAUAGAUUCGUCACUCGUAUACUGCCACUGAAUACUCCUUCCAGCUCCUGCAGCUCGACCAUGCAAGUUUCUAGUCAGGAGACGUUCUUCUUUUUUUUUUUAUUACCUGUAAUUACUUAAGCCGUGCGUAUAGUCGGCGGAUACGAAUGAAUAUCUUGACAUUCUUCGACGAAAAUCGUAUCUUCAUGUAUAUAAGUAUAUAUAUAUGUUAUUUUUUGUACCGUUAUCCGCGGUAGAGCGCCUUAAUACGUGCCUCGUUGCUUCCGCUGCUUUUUCACGGUAGAAUAGAAUUAAUUAUUUUUCUAUACGCGUUCGAUCUCUAAAACGAUCUCGUAUCUCGCCGAGUUGGGUUUGGAGUUCGUUCAGUGCCGAAAAUGUCACCGUAGAACUCUUCUGCAAGACUCCUUUUAUACGAGACAUUCGAUGACUGAACACUGAACGCUAUUAUUUGUUUAGUGCUCUGUCAGCAGCGUUUCGAAUUAUGACUCGUCUAAAAGGGAUCUCAAUCUCUUUCGAAAGCAGUCUCGAAAGCGCACGGGGCUUUCUGAUUAUUUAUUAAAUUUCUAUGUCAUAAUGCAUAACAUACGCUUGAGCGUCGUAACAAUAGCGUGGCUUGCUGUCACGCGUGCAAGGUGAAUGUGUGUACAAUCUGUAAAUUAUUAAUUUUCGCGUUACUAAAGCUAUCCAUAAAAAAUGGCUUCUUAAUGCAAUAACAUCCAAUUAGAAAGAAAACUUUCUUAUAUGAAUAGGAAACUUUCUGUAUGAAUAGGAAACUAGAACUGACUUGUACAUACAACGUUAAGAUAUAAUAUUAAAAAAAAUAUACAUAUAAUGACAUUAACAUUA